Rhodamnia argentea is the source of this 1543-nucleotide messenger RNA. Its product is annotated as ubiquitin carboxyl-terminal hydrolase 2. The record is from RefSeq and is a predicted model, not a curated record. Gene Ontology annotation, molecular function: cysteine-type deubiquitinase activity. Gene Ontology annotation, biological process: protein deubiquitination; ubiquitin-dependent protein catabolic process. The coding region runs from base 127 to 1131 and encodes 334 amino acids. The transcript has 7 exons. Gene Ontology annotation, cellular component: cytoplasm. Lineage: Eukaryota; Viridiplantae; Streptophyta; Magnoliopsida; Myrtales; Myrtaceae.
AUCUCCUCCCUCCUCUCUCUCUCUCUCGCUCGCUAAUCACUCUGUCUUGGAGGGUUUUAGUUCUGCACGUCUUCUCUCUGCGCAUCAGACUUGCUUCGCUGUACCCGUUCGGCACCAGGUUCCAUAAUGUCUUGGUGUACAAUUGAGUCUGACCCUGGUGUGUUUACAGAACUUAUACAGCAGAUGCAGGUGAAAGGGGUCCAGGUUGAGGAGUUGUAUUCGUUGGACCUUGACUCAUUGAACAGUCUCAGGCCUGUAUAUGGAUUGAUUUUCCUUUUCAAAUGGCGCCCUGGGGAAAAGGAUGAUCGGGUUGUCAUAAAGGAUCCAAACCCUAAUUUAUUUUUUGCCAGUCAGGUUAUUAAUAAUGCAUGUGCAACCCAAGCAAUACUGUCCAUCCUGAUGAAUUGUCCGGACAUAGAUAUUGGUCCUGAAUUGUCAAAGCUGAAAGAAUUCACCAAAAAUUUUCCGCCUGAGCUGAAAGGUUUGGCAAUAAAUAACAGUGAAGCUAUACGGAUUGCUCAUAAUAGUUUUGCGAGGCCUGAGCCUUUUGUUCCGGAGGAACAGAAGAAUGCCACUAAGGAAGAUGAUGUGUACCAUUUCAUAAGUUAUUUGCCUGUCGAUGGAGUAUUAUAUGAGCUUGAUGGAUUAAAGGAGGGACCCAUCAGCCUUGGUCAAUGUCCUGGUGGGCCAGGUGACAUGGAUUGGCUUCAGAUGGUGCAACCAGUGAUCCAGGAACGGAUUGAGAGGUAUUCGAGAAGUGAAAUAAGGUUCAACCUGCUGGCGGUCAUCAAGAAUAGGAGAGAACUAUAUACUGCUGAAGUUAAGGAGUUGCAGAAGAAAAGGGAGCGCAUAUUGCAGCAGAUAGCUGCUUUGCAGGUGGAGAGGCUGAUGGAUAAUAGCAACUAUGAAGCACUCAAUGAAUCGCUGUCCGAGACAAACGCCGCUAUUGAGGCCGCUACUGAGAAGAUCUUGAUGGAGGAGGAAAAGUUCAGGAAGUGGAGAACCGAGAAUAUCCGGAGAAAACACAACUACAUUCCUUUCCUGUUCAAUUUCCUCAAGCUUCUUGCCGAGAAGAAGCAGCUAAAGCCACUCAUCGAGAAGGCCAAGCAGAAAGCAAGCAACUCUAGGUGAUGGUUGCUCUCUAUGGUAACAAGUAGCUCGAGACAAUCUGACGAAAAUCGUUCUUCCAAGGAACAGUAGUAAAUGCACUGAGGGAGGGCCACCAACUGUACCGGAAGAAACAUGCCUGAUUGUGAAGUCAUUGUCCCUCUUUCAUGCCCAAACUGAUGGUGCUGGUCCAUGUUUAUUGUCUUUCAUAUCCGGUAAUGAUUCUCUGCUAAUGGUGGCAAUAGACUUCCAUGAUUCGACGAGUGCACGACAAUGGACUUUGGUUUGGACACCACCCAUUUUUUGUGUGUGGGGACUGAAAAACCUGUGGAUGCUAGUGCCUAGUGCCUUGAGACUUCUAACCGAGAAAACACUCUGCUGGAUUGAUGUAAUCCUUUUCAGGGAAAAUUAAGACGUUUAGGCUCUAUUUAUUUCG